Molecule: messenger RNA, 1224 nt
Organism: Aspergillus luchuensis
Lineage: Eukaryota; Fungi; Ascomycota; Eurotiomycetes; Eurotiales; Aspergillaceae
Exons: 3
Coding region: 1-1224 (407 amino acids)
Source: RefSeq, a predicted model, not a curated record
AUGGAUUGGGACGCUCGUAAAGAAGUUGCCUCCUACUUCCUAGUAAGAGAUCUGCUACGGCAAAUGGCGGGUUCCUUCGUCCCAGACAUGGCACAGUGCCCCCAGGGAUCGUCGGACUGCAAGCGAGAUUUGGCCCAAGAAGAAGAAUUCGCCAUAAGAUCAACUCAGACGCUCCAGCACCAUUGUCAGCUGACUGGCGAUUGGUCCUUUAAAAGAGCGGAGGCGUUCCAGUCUCGCACAGGAGACUUCCACUUCUUAAGUGGGUGCCACGUCUACGCCAAGGUCAAGCUAUUACAGCCCGUUGGUACGAUUACCCCAGGAUUAAAAAUCACUACAGUCCCAGAUCCAAUAUUACCUGGUCAACAUGCCGUCGAGGACACGAACUGCAACCAACACGCCCUGUAUCGCAUCCUAUUGCAAGUCUCCAAGCUAUCCUAUACAUGUCCUCUGUGCCUCCACGGGUAUAGUCGUUAUGAUAACCUUUACGAGCAGUUCAAAACCACGAAGGAAGCUCAGCACAUGGCGCUGAAGAACCUGUGGUUCCGAAGUAAAUGCCCAGUUUGCAACGAGCCCGCGUACCAAGUCUUGCAACAUCUGGCACAGCGACAUCCGGUGAAUUACCAGAGUCUAAUGAAGCAAACCCUGCGCUCACGACACGAAGUGAAUACCAAAAUUCCCAGAUCACCAGCAUGUUUCGAGCAUACAUAUCUUCUCCCCCUAAGGCGACUGGACUGUGUUGUCAGCUUACCGACAAAAAAGCGGAAACGGAAGCCAGGGAGGCUAGAUGGCAUCAGCGAAACGGCGGGAGACAUUGGAAGUGUAUCAACAUCUCUGAAGAGGCGACAGACAGGAGAUCUCGGCCUACAGGUUGACGUCGCGAACGAUCAAUGCGCUCGCCUGGAUGGGUUGGCUCCUUCUUUUCAUUCAUCGGGGCUCCCUGGUCAUCGUACGGUUCAGCUACAUGCGGCUCACCCUCCUUCAGUGGGAAACAGUUUGGGCCAUGAGUUCUACGGAGAAAGCAACCUAGUGCAGAGCGCACUUGCCUGCCCAACCCAUUCAUUGUCCUUUCCAUCCCCGGCGCCUCUUCCCAAAGACAUUCGAGAACCGAGAAUUGAUCUGUCUGCUCGUGGUUACAUGUCGCAUCUAAGUACAGAAUAUCAGAUACCGUGGGAGACGUUUGUUUCCAUGGACGUUCAUCAAGAAGACACUGGAGAUGGCCGGUAG